This is a messenger RNA of Cyclocybe aegerita, 786 nucleotides long. The record is from the annotation of a GenBank genome assembly. Lineage: Eukaryota; Fungi; Basidiomycota; Agaricomycetes; Agaricales; Hemipholiotaceae.
AUGGCUACCUCUUCCCGGGAAACGACAGAAGAUGUUGUGCUAAAAAUCUACUGCUCGAAUUUAUUCCCACAAGAGGACCCAGAUACUUCUCUCGCAUCGCUCUUUGGCAGGGAAGAGGCUCCUUUGUAUACUGAGGAUCUCAUGUCUUGGACUGAGGUGUGGGCUUAUUGGAAACUCGUCUGCUUGCAGGGUUCCCUCGUCCCGCGCUUGUGCGGCGCCUUCAUGGUCAAGGUACCAGAAGAAGGCAGACCAGCAAAUCAUUUUGCCGUGGUGAUAACCCCCGUCAAUGGCACUUCCAACAUUACGCGCUGCAGAGCACUCGGCGGCUUGCUAAAUGGUAACAGGAGGUGGUACCCCCUCGCCCGAGAUCUGUUCAAGAGCGUGUAUCAGUUUCACCGACUCGGUAUUUGCAACCUAGACCUACGUGACGAGAACAUCAGAGUGGUUCGGUCUGCUGGGAACACUGAAUCCCUGGUGUUCUUCGACUUUGCGUCUGCACGUCCAUCGUCGUUUGGCAGUUCUGAACAGAAGACAGAUGUUCAGGAUGCUCUGGAUCGUGAUUGGUGGGAUCUGUACACCAUUAUAGCCGAAAUUUGCGUGUACAGGACCAAGGAUGGGGAUAUCGUUGCAGCGGAUCAGAGGCGUUGGGAUUUCGUGAAGUGGUUGAGGAAGGAACAUCACCGUGACGAGUGGCUCGUUGCAUGGGAUUCCAGACUGGACGCAAUGAAGCCGCGUGAGGGGGUUGUAAGUACUAGUACUAGUAGGAAAGAUUCGACGGUCUCCUAA